Messenger RNA from Strongylus vulgaris, 438 nucleotides. Lineage: Eukaryota; Metazoa; Nematoda; Chromadorea; Rhabditida; Strongylidae. The record is from the annotation of a GenBank genome assembly.
AUGGAAGCAGUCUUCCUCUUAACACUUCUGGUCAUUCCAACCACUAGUUAUUUCUACCCUUAUGGAUUUGUGCGAACGCCUGUGCACUACGGACAGGAAGUUUCGCAACAAAUACCUAUUCUUCGUGGAUCAUCGCCGACAUUUCGUAGACAAGUCUACGUCGAACCUGAUUUUUUGCAUAAUCCUAUGUCAAGCGAAAACAUUGAACAUCUGUACAACCAACAUAUCAACCCAAAUCAUCUAUACAAUGGUCCUGAAUACAUUCCGAAGACCGAUAAAGAGAUUAAAGAACUUUUGUCCGAAGGAAGAACAAUGGAGGAAAUGGAUGAAGUGCGAGAAUUGCUAGAACAGCUUAACCGAAAACAGGCGCAAAAAGCUGGAAUAAGAAUGAAGAGGGAGACUGAGAAGUCUUCGGUAAGAAUGAGACUGGUAUUUUAA